ACUCACUCACUCCCAAGCCCAUUCAAUUCUAACACCAAUGCAUCACUACGCGUAUUCCUUGCUCUUCCUUGGAAUUUGCGCCACCGUCUGGAUGGUCGUUUCGUCGGCGCCAACGGCGGAGGCAGGAGUGGUGGGAAUGGAGAUGGCGUGGAUGCCGUUGGUGGAAGAGGAGUCGGAAUUGGAGAUGGACAGCGAGAUCAACCGGCGCAUUUUAGCGAGCAAAAGGUACAUAAGCUACGGAGCGAUGCGGAGAGACACUGUGCCGUGUUCUCGCAAAGGAAACUCUUAUUACAAUUGCCAGCCUGGCGCGCCGGCCAACCCUUACCAGCGAGGCUGCAGCGCCAUUACCAGGUGCAGGCGCUAGCUCUAUUUUCUCUCUCUUUUCUCUCAAGAGGAAAAUUCAUAUGUUCAUGCUUAUUAUGCACUUUUCCUCUUCAAAUAAUAAUAAUUAU
This is a messenger RNA of Vigna unguiculata (cowpea), 452 nucleotides long. RefSeq names its product protein RALF-like 33. NCBI's taxonomy places the organism in Eukaryota, Viridiplantae, Streptophyta, Magnoliopsida, Fabales, Fabaceae. Gene Ontology annotation, cellular component: plasmodesma. The record is from RefSeq and is a predicted model, not a curated record. Gene Ontology annotation, biological process: calcium-mediated signaling.